Hydractinia symbiolongicarpus is the source of this 1233-nucleotide messenger RNA. Its product is annotated as cold shock domain-containing protein C2-like. Gene Ontology annotation, molecular function: mRNA 3'-UTR binding. Gene Ontology annotation, biological process: regulation of mRNA stability. The transcript is spliced from 3 exons. NCBI's taxonomy places the organism in Eukaryota, Metazoa, Cnidaria, Hydrozoa, Anthoathecata, Hydractiniidae. Gene Ontology annotation, cellular component: cytoplasm. The record is from RefSeq and is a predicted model, not a curated record. Bases 14 to 454 code for a protein of 146 amino acids.
AGUAUCUAAAAAAAUGAGUGCAUCAAAGCCAAUUCCAGCCAAAGAGAGCAGUAGAAACAAAGGAGAAUUUGUUGCUCCUUCAUCUCCUCCUAAGCACGCAUCACCACGCCAUCAUCACCAUCUAAAUAUACCCAGUCCAAUUCCGUGUAGAAGAACCAGAACUUCGUCGAUAUCAAGACUAGCUGCAGACAGUGAUGUGCAAGAGGGUAUAGUAAUCCAAUUUUGUCGGGAGAAAGGUCAUGGCUUUGUGAAACCAGAUGAUGAGGAAAAACCAAUAUUUCUACACAUUUCAGAUAUCGAAGACGAAUAUGUUGUACAUAAGGGUGAUCGUGUGGAAUUUCGAACGAUACCGAUGCCACCCAAAUGUUUGGAAAAGAUGGCGGUGGAAGUUAAAUUAAUAAGUUUCAACCCAGAAGUACCGCACGAAAGAUGGGAUAGCAAGCCUGAUCUAUAGAGAAUACAUAUAUAUAUAUAUAUAUAAAUGUUUUCAAUCUUUUUGAACAUUUUUCUUGGUGUCGGUCAGGAUUUUUAUAAGAGCAAUUUUUUUUUAUCAAAAUUACAAGUAUUUCGAAGCUUUGUUUUUGACUUAACUUAGUUUUUUUAUACAUGAUUACAUCUAAAGUAAAAUUUGUCAAUUUCAACUCUUUACUCAUAAUUUCGUAUGUCUUCGCGACUGUAAACACUAACUUCGUAUUCAUCGUAAACAAACGAAAUAAAUUGCGUCUGCGUAUGUUUUACUAACCACUUUAUUAAUCCCUCCUAAGAUGAAUUUCCACUCAAAAACAAACUGAACGGGUCUAAACAUACCGGACAUUUUUGUGGAAUCUGAUUGGUUGAUGAACCUUUCUGUUUUGAUCCGUUCCGAUCCAAACUGAAAUUUGAAGCCAUUCCAACAUUUUUUGCGGACAAGAACCGAAAAAUAUAUAUAUAUAUAUAUAUAUAUAUAUGAAAAAAAAUUAGCAGAUAACAAUCAAAUUUAUGUAUUUUUUCUGGUUCCAUUUCGCUGCGUUUUGCAUUCGGGUGGAAAUUCAGCUUGUAAGCGAGUACGCAAUGUAAUUUAUUUUCAUUGUAAAUUACAUGGAGAUGUUUGAGUGAUCGAUGUUAUUGAAAGCUAGCUUAAUAUUUCAUUUUUACAUCCACUUGUAAUUCAAAGAUCUAUGUAUGGAGGGUGUCUAAUGAUGUAAAUGUAUUGUUUAUAAGAUUGUCUAAAUAAAAGACUUAACUUCACAACCA